Messenger RNA from Manis javanica (Malayan pangolin), 3481 nucleotides. It is a transcript of the gene RPRD1B, whose product is annotated as regulation of nuclear pre-mRNA domain containing 1B. Gene Ontology annotation, biological process: mRNA 3'-end processing. Gene Ontology annotation, molecular function: RNA polymerase II C-terminal domain binding. NCBI's taxonomy places the organism in Eukaryota, Metazoa, Chordata, Mammalia, Pholidota, Manidae. The record is from RefSeq and is a predicted model, not a curated record.
CCGGCGUGCAGGCGCGAGCGGUUAAAGCGCCUUCCGAAGGCCGCAGGACUUCGUUCGUUUCUCGGUCUGUUGGUUUCGAAGUGCCUUGAGCGAGGUUCACAGAGGCCGCCGCCACUAGAGGGGCUUUUUUCUACAGAUCUGACACCUCCCAGUGCCCAGCUACUCCGGCACUUGCCCUUUGACCCUGCUCUCGCGGUGGGGUGAGAGGUCGGUGGCCAUCUUGUGGCGGCGGCGCGGGCGGCUUUUAGUGCGGAGACCCUCCCCCUCCCCGUCGGUGUCUCCCUGGCUGUCUGUCAGUCAGUGAAGAGUUCCGCAGGCAAUCAAGUAAGUCCCCGGCCUCGUGCCGUCGCUCUUUCAGCCGCACUGGGCGGCCCAGGCCGCUCCCUGCCGGGACUCACGGUCGCCACCAUGUCCUCGUUCUCCGAGUCGGCGCUGGAAAAGAAGCUCUCGGAGCUGAGCAACUCUCAGCAGAGCGUGCAAACCCUGUCCCUUUGGCUCAUCCACCACCGCAAGCACGCGGGACCCAUCGUCUCGGUGUGGCACCGCGAGCUCCGCAAAGCCAAAUCAAAUAGAAAGCUUACUUUUCUGUACUUAGCAAAUGAUGUCAUCCAAAACAGUAAAAGGAAAGGACCUGAAUUCACUAGAGAAUUUGAGUCUGUCCUUGUGGAUGCAUUUUCUCAUGUUGCCAGAGAGGCAGAUGAAGGCUGUAAAAAACCUUUAGAAAGAUUGCUGAACAUCUGGCAAGAAAGAAGUGUGUAUGGCGGCGAGUUCAUACAGCAGCUGAAGCUGUCUAUGGAGGACUCCAAGAGCCCUCCCCCCAAAGCAACAGAAGAGAAAAAAUCUCUGAAGCGAACUUUCCAGCAGAUACAAGAGGAGGAGGAUGAUGACUACCCUGGUAGCUACUCUCCCCAAGAUCCUUCUGCAGGACCCCUGUUGACUGAGGAACUAAUCAAAGCUUUGCAGGACCUGGAAAAUGCUGCAUCAGGGGAUGCUACUGUCCGACAGAAAAUUGCAUCUUUGCCUCAGGAAGUGCAAGAUGUUUCUCUGUUGGAAAAAAUAACAGACAAAGAGGCAGCUGAACGUCUUUCAAAAACAGUAGAUGAAGCAUGUCUGUUACUAGCAGAAUAUAACGGCCGUCUGGCGGCAGAACUGGAAGACCGGCGCCAGCUGGCUCGGAUGUUGGUGGAGUACACCCAGAACCAGAAAGAUGUUUUGUCAGAAAAGGAGAAAAAGCUAGAAGAAUAUAAACAGAAGCUUGCUCGGGUAACCCAGGUCCGCAAGGAGCUGAAGUCCCAUAUUCAGAGCUUGCCAGACCUCUCAUUGCUGCCCAACGUCACAGGGGGCUUGGCUCCCUUGCCUUCUGCUGGUGACCUGUUUUCAACUGACUAGGGCAGGUGCCAUGCCCCAGAAUCCCAUCUCUACCAGCAGAAAGAAGAGGGCAAGUCAUAGUUGGAAAUAACCUUGUGGCCCCUGGUUCUAUACCUCCUUCCAUCUAGUCCCCUGGCCUCAAGAAAGAACCACAGACUGAUUCUCCUUUCUGGCCUCUCCUGUUGAGCACAAUUCAGAACAGUGGUGAGUGGAGUCCAGUUGAGAUUCAUAUUUGGAAAGAAUACAAACUCAUCUACUUUGUGUUUUCAUGCCCUUGUUGGUUUUCCAUCCUUAACUGUCUUUUUACACCCAAGAAAUUAUGAAAAUUGUGUGUACUCUGGAAACUUGCAGAGGAAUCUUGUCCCUCAUGACAGCAUUGUCAUGAAAGCAGCUUCUCCUUUCUGAGCUGGGCUUGUUCAAGUUCAGUACAGGCUUCCACUGAGGGACUCGCUCUGGAGCCAUUGACUUUCCUGGCUGACAUCCCCCCAAAAGCUGGAGGCACAUCUGUUGAGCAGCUUUGCCAUAAAGAGUUUGCCAAAUCUCUGACCCUCCCUUACUUCUAGUGAUAUGUAGUCAGAGGUGAGGUGUGUUUGUUUUGUAAGCAGACUAGAGAAUCAUCUAGCAAUUACAUUCAGAGCUGGUGUGGGACAUAAAGUCACAGUUCAGAGACAGAGUAGCAGGGAUCACAAGCCUGAGUUAAUAUAAGUUACUUGAUUCAGAUUCCUAUAAGCAACCUUUAUAGGCUGCUUGAUACCUAGAUAACAAGGGUCCCCUCACUGUCACAGAGAAUCGUUAGAACACAAUCAUUUGGCCGCAGAUGGUUGUGAAGGUGGUUCUUAGUAAUGGCAGUGGCAGGCCCGCAAGCUGAAUGCAUAUUGAGUCUGGGCUCUGCACGGGUACUGCUUUGGCCCUAUCUUUUGGAGAGUAGGGCACACACACUAACGUUGAGUUCACUGUGUGGGCUCAUGUCCACAUACAGUGACUAAACUUGAAUAUCUCCCUUGCAGAAAUGGUACUCUGUGCAUGUUUGUCUGUCUGUCAAUUCCUGCCACUGCAUGAGUCCUUGUGCAUAUGGAAGGAGGAGUAUUUUUGAUCAGAUGUUACUGAAUAGCUCAUCUGGGGCAUAGGAAGGGGGAAAGUCAGCGGUAUUCAUUUAGGUUUUUAUUCCAUUUUUAUGCCAGCUGACAUAACUAAAUAAUGUAGAGGGGAUUUUUAUCUUGCUUUUAGUAAAGGUUAGGCCUGCUAACUAUAAGUCAUUCUCAUUUGGCAGGCUUAUUUUUGACAUUGGAAAGGGCAGAAAACAAUUUGCCCCAAUAGUGUAAUAGGACUGAUAGCCUAGAGACUGAAAUCCAAGUGCUGUAAAAAGGAAUUCAGUGGAGGGGGCUUCAGAAUCUCUAUUCUGAAUUGUUAUUUUCAGGAUUACCAAAAAGCCAAUUACAUGUGAUUUUACAUGUUUAACAUGUCACAGCAUAACCUAUGUUUUAAUAAGCGUCACAGGCUUCCCUUCAAGAAGCCCUCCUGCCUGCCAUGAAGUGAGAACAGUGGGGUCACAGCAGGUGUCCAGUUGAACUCUUGUAGAACCUUAGUAGCAUUGAAGCUGUUUUUCAGAUUUGAAUAUGGACUGUGUGUUGUUUGCUUAUUGGCACUGCCUGUUGUCCUGUCAUUUUUUAAUUAAUGAGUCUGUAUCUAUAAAUAAAGUAUUUCUCCCAGAGGCCAUACGGCAGUAGGUGACUUUAAUAAAAUUUGCAAGAUAAAUAGGAGUCUUGGCUGUCUGCACACAGGCCCCUUCCCGCUCUGGUGUGCUGUAGCCCCACACGUGAGCUUGUUCCUCAGCAGACCCAUCUGGAUGUUGUGGAGGCUUUCACCAAGGAAGCAACGUUUUAUUACCCACAAACCAACCAGAAGGUAUAAUAGAUAUUUGCUCUAGUAAGUUAUAACAUGACGGAUUUCGCCCACUACUCUGUUUUAUCUGGUUGAGUCUGACCAGCGAUCGGUGCAUAAUUAUUACAGCAAGAGCAAGAAAUGAAACUAGCAAUUAUGUAAAUGGAUGUGUUGGCCUCUUAACACCUGUUACUAGCAGACUUCCUUUGAGGAAGUUACUGUUUUUUAUUUU